Messenger RNA from Sphaeramia orbicularis (orbiculate cardinalfish), 375 nucleotides. RefSeq names its product transcription factor Sox-13-like. Gene Ontology annotation, cellular component: nucleus. Lineage: Eukaryota; Metazoa; Chordata; Actinopteri; Kurtiformes; Apogonidae. The record is from RefSeq and is a predicted model, not a curated record. The annotation marks the transcript as partial. The transcript has 3 exons. Gene Ontology annotation, biological process: regulation of transcription by RNA polymerase II; cell fate commitment. Gene Ontology annotation, molecular function: RNA polymerase II cis-regulatory region sequence-specific DNA binding; DNA-binding transcription factor activity, RNA polymerase II-specific.
CCGUCCACUGAGGACCACCUCAGCAGUGACUCUGAGGGAGCUCUGCCGGUGUCGGUGUCGGGCAGCUACGCCGAGGCCCGGGCCCCCCCCUCCUCAGGCCACAUCAAGAGGCCCAUGAACGCCUUUAUGGUCUGGGCCAAGGACGAGCGGAGGAGGAUCCUGCAGGCCUUCCCCGACAUGCACAACUCCUCCAUCAGCAAGAUCCUGGGCUCCAGAUGGAAGGCCAUGUCCAACCAAGAGAAGCAGCCGUACUACGAGGAGCAGGCCAGGCUGAGCCGCCAGCACCUGGAGCGUUACCCCGACUACAAGUACAAACCUCGACCCAAGCGGACCUGCAUCGUGGAAGGACGGAGGCUGAGAGUGGGGGUACAAGGC